AUGAAUUCAAAAGCUUGUCCAUUUUUGAACAAGUUCUCGAUGUCCAGCAUCAGGCAGUAUGCUCCACUGUUUUUGAGUUACGUUGAGAGAUGUCCUGUCAUGAUGCAAAGUUUCAGCCGGCAGAGCACAGUCAGUGGUGACAAUGCUGCACCAAACCUGGCCACGGAAGCUGAAGUGCAAAAGUGUCCAUUUUUGACCCAGGUCAAUGUGACAGUCACCGAGGCCAGCCAAGCAGUUCAGGAGGACACCAUUGGCCAGCAGUUGCUGCAGCUGCAGCCGCAGGAAGAGAAGCAGCCAGAGAAAGAGAACCCCAGCCCUAAGUUCUUCAACUAUGAGGCAUUCUUUGCCAAGCAGCUCCAGAAGAAAAAGGAGGAGCACACCUACCGGGUGUUCAAGAAAGUGCUUCGCGACGCUUCCUCAUUCCCCCAUGCUUUUGAGCACAGCACUGGCAAGGAGAAAGACAUCACUGUAUGGUGUAGCAAUGAUUACCUUGGCAUGAGCUGGCACCCUAAGGUCAAAGAGGCUGUGAGUGAGGCACUGUGGAAACAUGGUGCAGGUUCUGGUGGCACCCGUAACAUCUCUGGAAACUCUCCAUUGCACGAGCAGUUAGAGAGGGAAUUGGCUAAACUGCAUCAUAAAGAGGCUGGCUUGGUCUUCACCUCGUGCUAUGUGGCAAAUGACACCACCUUAUUCACUCUUGGAAAACAUUUACCUGGAAUGCAUUUCUUCUCUGAUGCUGGCAACCAUGCCUCCAUGAUACAAGGGAUACGAACCAGCAUGGCCCAGAAACAUGUUUUCCGCCAUAAUGAUCCAGACCACCUAGAGGAGAUGCUCAAGAAAGUGGAUCCAAAUGUACCAAAGGUCGUGGCCUUUGAAACAGUUCAUUCAAUGGAUGGCACAAUCUGCCCCACUGUAGAGAUGUGUGAUGUUGCCCAUAAGUAUGGGGCACUAACCUUUGUGGAUGAAGUCCAUGCAGUGGGGCUGUAUGGGGACCAUGGAGCUGGUGUCGGAGAGCAGGACGACUGUCUGGAUAAGAUGGAUAUAAUAUCUGGAACUCUAGGUAAAGCAUUUGGUAACAUGGGAGGUUACAUUGUUGGAUCAGCUAAGCUGGUGGACAUGAUACGAAGUUACGGGUCUGGUUUCAUUUUCACAACAUCAUUGCCUCCAACCGUCCUGAACGGAUGUCUAGCCUCCAUUAAGGUUUUAGCAAGUGAUGAAGGAAGAGAGCUGAGGGCUCGGCAAAAGCGUAAUGUCAAGUAUCUCCGGGAGAAAUUGGUUUCAGCUGGUUUGCCUGCAUCGCACAGCCCAAGCCACAUUAUACCCAUUAUGGUAGGAGAUGCUGAAGCCUGCACAAAACUGUCCAAUGAUCUCAUCCUGAAAUAUGGCAUUUAUGUCCAGUCCAUUAAUUACCCGACUGUUGCUAAGGGAACCGAGCGUCUCCGGGUGGCUCCCACGCCUCAUCACACCAAGGAGAUGAUGGACACCUUUGUUGACUGUCUUGCUGAAUUGUGGAAGGACUCUGGCCUGACAUUGUAUGGCCAGGUGUGCCCAGACUCCUGCGAGUGCUGCAACAGGGAGCUCAACAUCCAGGAUAUGUUCAAGAGGGAGCCAGUGUGCCUUCGCACCAACUGCACUUACGCAUCCCUUCAGGCUGCCCUCGCCUGA
Messenger RNA from Candidula unifasciata, 1665 nucleotides. NCBI's taxonomy places the organism in Eukaryota, Metazoa, Mollusca, Gastropoda, Stylommatophora, Geomitridae. The record is from the annotation of a GenBank genome assembly.